Messenger RNA from Passer montanus (Eurasian tree sparrow), 895 nucleotides. RefSeq names its product basic salivary proline-rich protein 1-like. The transcript is spliced from 2 exons. NCBI's taxonomy places the organism in Eukaryota, Metazoa, Chordata, Aves, Passeriformes, Passeridae. The record is from RefSeq and is a predicted model, not a curated record. The annotation marks the transcript as partial.
GCUCCGCGCGCGCCGCGCGAGCCCCCGGCACCGGCACCGGCACCGCGCGGGGCCCGGGACCACCCGGGACAGCACCGGGACAGCCCCCGGGACCACCGAACCCACCCCCGGUACCGGCACCGGGAGCACCAAGAGCCCCCGGGACCCCCGAGCCCACCCCCGGUACCGGCACCGGGACCCCCGGAGCCAGCCCGGUACCGCCGGGACCACCGAGCCCCCAGGACACCGAACCGAGCACCAGGUGAGGACCCCCUCCCCCCGGCACCGGGACCCCCGAGCCCCGGGACCGGCAUCCCUGGGUGGCACCGACCCCCGGGACCCCCGAACCUCGACCCUUGGGGACCGAGACCAGGGACCCCCCCAGAACCACCAAGACCCCCCGGGAAUCCCGAAACCCCCCACGGGAACGGACACUCGCUCCUCUCGUUACCAAUUAAGGCUCCGCGCGCGCCGCGCGAGCCCCCGGCACCGGCACCGGCACCGCGCGGGGCCCGGGACCACCCGGGACAGCACCGGGACAGCCCCCGGGACCACCGAACCCACCCCCGGUACCGGCACCGGGAGCACCAAGAGCCCCCGGGACCCCCGGAGCCAGCCCGGUACCGCCGGGACCACCGAGCCCCCAGGACACCGAACCGAGCACCAGGUGAGGACCCCCUCCCCCCGGCACCGGGACCCCCGAGCCCCGGGACCGGCAUCCCUGGGUGGCACCGACCCCCGGGACCCCCGAACCUCGACCCUUGGGGACCGAGACCAGGGACCCCCCCAGAACCACCAAGACCCCCCGGGAACCCCGAAACCCCCACGGGAACGGACCCCAGCCCCCCAGGACCCCCCAAAACCCCCCGAGGACCGACCCCAGACCCCCUGGUGUCCCCGGGUGUCCCCGGCCUGA